CAAACAUCAAAACCAGCCAAAAACUUUCUUAAACGAGCCAUCAAAAAGGCUGCCAGCCUAAGUAAUUCUGUGCGGCACUCGGCACUGCACAGAACGAGUCUUCACUGAUAAGAUCACCGGGCGCUGUGAUGAGGACAAGCCUCCAGCUGGGGCGAUCUCACAUGGCAGCACGCUCUCCCGGCGGCCUCUUCCAACCCAGGUAGUGAGCAUGUCUACCUUCCAGCAAGUCGACUACCACCCUGUACCCAGCACACAAGAGGCCGCUAUUGCCAAAGGUAGCGCAACAGUCCACGCUGCGAGUAUUGCGCUCAGCCAGCAAGACCGCGGGUCCAGACCACCUUCAGACUCGCAGCGACACCGAUCUGGCGCCUCGAAAACAGCCGGCUUUCUCGCCAGACUUGAGGACUGGUGGGUCGUAGAGCUGCUCGGCAUAGUUGUCUCUGCUUGCGCUCUGGCCGCGAUUGUUGGCAUCCUGUAUCACUACGAUGGCAAGCCGCAACCCACAUGGAGAAAUGUGUCACUCAACACGACUAUAUCAUGGCUCAGCACGCUGGCCAAAGUCAUGGUUCUGAUCCCCGUCACAUCUGGGCUCUCUCAGCUCAAAUGGGUCUGGUUUGCACAGAAACGUCGGACAAUGUCAGAUCUCAGAUAUUUCGACUCCGCCAGUCGGGGCAUCAUUGGCAGUUUGGCCCUCAUCUUUGAGCAGCAGGGCAGACACUUCGCUGUACUUGCGGCGCUCGCGACGAUCCUUGCUGUCGGGUUCGAUCCGUUCAUUCAGAACCUUGUGCACUAUACACCCGGGCCAACAGAGAACAUCACAGUGCCGGCUUAUGUGACGUACUCGGCAGACUACAGCACCAAUGGCAUCCCUGCGUCGGCUUCACAAUUGGGCGCUUCGUAUGUCUACUGGAUCGACUCAGUCAUGAAGGCCAACGUCUACAACUCGCUGCUCAAUACGGACAAGUCUCAGGCCUGGUCUAUACCCCAGUUCGAUUGUGCCACUGGCAACUGCACUUGGGAUCCAAUCGCAACGCUAGCAGUACGCCCGAGCUGCAAAAGUUUCUCUUCUGUCCUCGAAAAGAAUUGCUCAUGGCAGAUGGACGACGAAGAGCAAUGUCAGCUCAGCCUUCCCGGGACAGAUUUCGGCCUUUCGUGGAGUGCAUGGCCAGGUCAGCGAGACGUGCCAAUGAACUUGACAACAGCAGUCAACGGCACAGUGCAUUCCGGAGAAAGCUUGCCCGUCGCGCAGAUGAUGAUGGCGAAAGGCAGCAACAGCAACUCCACUGCUUUGGCCUUCGGCAACAGCAUUUCCAAUGCUUCGACCAUCUUUGCUACGGAGUGUGCCUUUCAAAUUUGUGUACAAAGCCUACGUCCUCGCGUCAACAAUGGAGUGUACUACGAGGACAACAUCGAUUGGUGGUGCAACUUCACCCUACAGACUAUGCCUACAAACUACAGCCUCCUCCACAAGGACAACCCCGUUGGCUGGCGCCGAUUGGAGCUCAGUCCGCCAUGGGGAAUCGACCGUGGCAUGCAGGCUGGUCAAUCCUUUGGGAUCGCUUCAAGCUCGCUUUCUUCUCUCAUGGGAUUCAUCCAAGGCAUCUUCGCAGGAGCGGUAACCGUAGUGUCCCCAUCGCUCUCGAUCCUGCCUCCACAGUCCAUGUAUGCAGCACAGGACAUCCUUGGCUCCAUCUUCUACGGCAAUAUAUCCGGCUGUGCCGAUGAAGACGACCAUCUCGUAUGCGCUGCAAACAAUGCUGCAAAAGCAAUGACGAAGACGCUAAGGGACAGCGCUUUUGUCGCCAGCAGGUCGGACAAUACCACCAUGGCUCGCGGCAGAACGUUGAUUAUGGUCAAUUUUGUGCGCAUACAAUGGGUAUGGAUCGUGCUGCCUGCUUUGGUGUGGCUUCUUGCCCUUCUGACCUGGAUCGGAACUUUGUGGAAAAGCUCUCAAGCCAAAGUUCCCCGGUGGCGCGACGACAUACUACCUCUACUUUUCUUGUACCGUGAAGCUGAAGAAGUGCAGCCAGAGAUGGAUGGUGCGGGACAGUCAAGUGCACAGAUCGCGGAAACAUGUACUGCCGCCAAGGUUCAGCUGCAGGCUAAGGAUUUACGAUAUCGUUUGUUGUAGCGCUGACAUUCUACCUCCAAGGGCCAGGAGACUGGAAAGCAUUCAAAGAUCCCGAAUGGCCUUCGUUCCUGUUCUCUCGGCGUGACGCGAUUCACCAUCGUGGGAUCCAUUUGCAAGGUGUAUUGCCCUAGACCGUUCGGCGGUACAGCGUCAUGUAUGCAACUCAUUCUGGAUCGGAUCGCUCAAACUGAGGUGCUGUAUAUCGACAACGACGUCGCCAUACUGGAGGCCACUGCGAGUACAUCUGUGUCAGCUAAAUUCGAGGCAAUCAUACAUCCAUGUUGUAAUUCAAGGAGACUGGACCUCGUCAGUCUAACUUUCCCACUUCCUCGUCUCCCUGAAUCUCAAAGUAACUGGCUUGGCUGGACAAUUCGUCAGCCCUAGAUCACUCAACACCGGCCCCUUCAGGUCCCCUUUUGCAGCCUCAACACGGUCGAACCUCUGCAACAAUCUCACAAUAACGUAGCC
Molecule: messenger RNA, 2599 nt
Organism: Cercospora beticola
Lineage: Eukaryota; Fungi; Ascomycota; Dothideomycetes; Mycosphaerellales; Mycosphaerellaceae
Product: DUF3176 domain-containing protein
Source: RefSeq, a predicted model, not a curated record